GGGAAAACAAACUCAUUUUCCUCGCCACAGCCUCCUUCGGUUUUUCGUCAACCUCAGGGCAUAUCUCUAGUAGAUCCCUGUUUCCCGUCGCCACUCUCCCCUUUCUUGGCUGCGUGAGCGUGCAAGGCCUGCGAAGAUGAGCAAGGGACCAGGUCUUUUCCCCGACAUCGGCAAGAAAGCUAAAGAUCUUUUAACUAAGGACUACAGCUCCGAUCAGAAGUUCACCGUUUCUACCUACAGUGGCGCCGGAGUGGCCCUUACUUCUACGGCUGUGAAGAAAGGAGGACUCUCCACUGGGGAUGUAGCAGCACAGUACAAGCAUAAGAACAAUACUAUUGAUGUCAAAGUUGACACCGAAUCAAACAUCUCUACAAUGCUUACAUUCACUGACAUUGUUCCAGCCACAAAAACCAUCGCGUCGUUUAAGCUGCCUGAUUAUAAUUCUGGCAAGUUGGAGGUUCAAUACUUCCAUGACCAUGCUACUGUAACAACAGCCAUUGCAUUGAAACAAUCGCCUAUUAUUGAUGUUUCUGCCACCAUUGGUACUCCAACCAUUGUGUUUGGCGCUGAGGCAGGCUAUGAUACCGCAUCUGGUGCUUUUAACAAGUACACUGCUGGGAUUGGUGUGACCAAACCCGAUUCAUAUGCUUCAAUAAUUCUUGGCGACAAGGGAGACAGCAUUAGAGCUUCAUAUGUGCAUCAUCUAGACCAAUCUAAGAAAAGUGCUGCUGUAGGAGAGAUCAGUAGAAGGUUUUCCACGAAUGAGAACACUUUUACGGUUGGAGGGUCAUUUGCUGUUGACCAUCUGACACAGGUCAAAGCAAGGCUCAACAAUCAUGGGAAGCUUGGGGCUCUCUUCCAGCACGAGGUCAUACCAAAGUCAGUGCUAACCAUUUCUGGCGAGGUUGACACAAAGGCCUUGGAUAAAAAUCCCAAGCUUGGGUUGGCAAUUGCUCUCAAGCCUUGAAGCUUUUCUACUUUUAAAAUUGCAUUAUCGGAAUUUGGAACUUAAUUCAAUUUUUUUGGGUGGCCCAAAAUGGCGGGGCAGAAUAAGUAGUUUCACAGAUUUCUAGGUUCGUGACUGUGAACUAAAUGUUCAGGUAUCCCGGUCAUCAGCUACAAUCUCUUCUCUUCCCCAACAUUUUUUGUCUUAAUUUUCGGACGUUACCCCUUCCUUACAUGCUGUAGUCUUUCUGGGAUGUGGUAGUUCACUAGCACGGACUUUCAGGCAUCGUGUGCAUUUGUCAAAUUGUAAUCUUGUGCUUGUUCGUCGCGUGUUUCUGUGAAA
Messenger RNA from Prosopis cineraria, 1288 nucleotides. Its product is annotated as mitochondrial outer membrane protein porin 2-like. NCBI's taxonomy places the organism in Eukaryota, Viridiplantae, Streptophyta, Magnoliopsida, Fabales, Fabaceae. The transcript has 6 exons. Gene Ontology annotation, molecular function: voltage-gated monoatomic anion channel activity. The record is from RefSeq and is a predicted model, not a curated record. Bases 137 to 967 code for a protein of 276 amino acids. Gene Ontology annotation, cellular component: mitochondrial outer membrane. Gene Ontology annotation, biological process: monoatomic anion transmembrane transport.